Molecule: messenger RNA, 657 nt
Organism: Theileria equi strain WA
Lineage: Eukaryota; Apicomplexa; Aconoidasida; Piroplasmida; Theileriidae
Exons: 6
Coding region: 1-657 (218 amino acids)
Source: RefSeq, a predicted model, not a curated record
AUGGAUGAUGAUUUGCGGAAUAAUCAACUGGCUAGUUCCUUACUCAAUGCCUGUGACGGCUUCAAGCUUGAAUCCACAGACGAAAAUUUACCGCAAUUGCUCGAUUUUAUCGAGUUUUUCAGAUACUUAUCGCAUUUUGGAGAGAGUAAACUAGCAUCCAUAUACACCUCAAAGAUUGAAAAGAUUCUAAAACUCAAAGAGAAAAACUUGUUUAAAUCACUAAACAAUGAUCCUAAUCACUGCAGCAGGAUAAUUGCUGAAGUAAAAAGAAUUGGGUUUUCUGAUACAGAAAGGGUCAUAAUUGGCUUUUUAGAGAACCGUUCAAGGUACAUUAAGGAGUGUUUGGAGAACAGUCGCGAUUUUGCAAAGAAGGAUCCUAAAAGUGGAUUAAAUGAGGUUAUACUCACUCUAAAGAAGGGAUUGCAUUCGACUGUACUCUGUUACAGGACGGUGUUUGGGGGUGUAGAUGUACAUCUCUCCACGUUUGUAAACAAGUCAAUUCAAGAUGCCAUGUCAACUAUACGGAGUAUUUUAAGAGAGAAUGAUAUGGGAGACAUAGGAAGUGAAGAGACUUUGGAUCUUUCUAGGGAACUGGACUCAAUUUCUGACUCAUUUGGCAGCUUUGGCCUAUCAUUUAAGUCACUUAUAAUGUAUUAG